Sphaeroforma arctica JP610 is the source of this 1418-nucleotide messenger RNA. RefSeq lists its product as hypothetical. The record is from RefSeq and is a predicted model, not a curated record. Lineage: Eukaryota; Ichthyosporea; Ichthyophonida. Bases 168 to 1418 code for a protein of 416 amino acids. The transcript has 6 exons.
CCAAUCAGAAGCCUGUGUAUGAACGUAAUCGGAUUCGCAAGGCGCUGCAACUCGUAUACUCAGAGGCUACAGGGGUGUCCCCAGAAAGCCUUGCAGCCCUGGCACAGCAAGCCCGGGUGGUGAAAGAAGCGUUUAACAAAACCAUCGACGACCUUUUCGACCGUCACAUGUACCUCAGCCCCACCUAUGGCCACAUGACGCUGUCUAAUACAUCCGUUCUGCUGACUCUGCCAUGGUCGCUCCGUCGGCGUGUUUACAAUCGUAUAUGCGCUGUGGUGUCUGGCCCGUCGCGGUUCCCCCUGUCGCCUGAGCAGGCAAUCGCCUUCGAUAGAUACUUGGAGCAGGGCUCGCACUGUGGUACUCAGCUGAACAAGGGAUUAUCGAUAGGAAAGUGCUCGGCAGUGCUGCAGAGGACCUCAGAUCGGCGAAAGAUUGAACACUCAGCCAAACACCAUGGAGGGACACAGUCGGAUUCCGGACUGCAAGCGGCCAUAAGUCUCUGUGAGACGCUAGAGGCUAAUUUCGCCACCGAGUUCGGGCCCAUCCUCGCUACGAUCAAAGGUAGUGCGCUGUUGCAGCAGUGUGUGGGAGGUCGACCAUCCGGACGCUCUAUUCCGCCAGCCACCCCACGCGAAGCAGCCGAUGAGGACUCAGAGACUGCGGGACGGUUGGCCGAAGGUCAAAGGGGUGCGAAGACCAGCCCUUGCAUUGCUGGGCAUGGGCAGGGCACCGAUGUUCCGUCUGAUAGGGCACCCAGACCACGGCACGACGAGAUAGCAGCCCAAGGCCGAAGCGGGGCAACGCGUAUAGAGCUGCAACAAAGGAGUGAUAUAGCACCGGCAGUGACCCCAAAGGAACUACGUGUACUGAGAGAGGGCAGACAGGAGUGUGGGCUGGUGGUGUGUCGUGGGCGACCUCCGCAGAGUGAGUGGAAUCGGCUGUGUUGGCUGCGGAUGGAGCCUGGCGCACCACGGAUCUUCGAUGACAGAGUGGCCGUGACCAUUCACAGCAUCGGACGCCUAACGGAGGAUCGACUUCCCUUAUACGCACGUCACGUGUUGGCGAGCGAUUUCCAUUUGUGGAAACAAAUGGAACGUCAGACCGACAUCAUCACGACGGGCAGUAACAGGUAUCAGCGUCUCAGUCGGCACAUAGAUGGGCCAUACACUGCCCUCAACAGCGGCGCACCCGGUCCACUCUCUGAUAGGACUGGGUCAUGGUCUUCUCAGGACAGCCAUGAGUGCACAGGUGCUGGCCCUGUCUCUGGAGUGCGUACUACGGCAUACAAGAUACAAACCAAGUUGCCAAAGGAACCGAGCUAUGUCCGCUAUGGCCUGGUUGCGAUAGUGGAUGCCCAGGGGGUGCUCAUUGCCCUGCCCACUUUGGGUAUGAAUGUACUGUGCAAGUGUGUGGGCUAG